UUUUGUAUUUAUUAUAUUGUAGCAAUAAUAAACAAAAUGCCCGGACGCUGGAUCCGAACGCCCGGCCCGCGGUACCACGGCUAUGCGUCAAGUGGGCGUGGCCUCCCCGUCAGCGCCGAGUAUUGCCGAGCUCUUCCGAAGCCCGCCGACCGCCGCCUAUAUAACGCAGGGUCCGGCGUGCGCGCAGUCAGUGUUCACUGCGUUCUCAGUCUGCUUCAACCUCUCCAGUUGGACAGCUCUGAGUACCAGUCUUACGCUAGCGCACGCACGGCGACCCGCUCCCUGUGCUGUUCUAGUGUGUGUACGUUUACGAGUGUUUUGUAAAGUUUAAAAUAAAUCACUUAAGUAAAUCGCUGGGUUUUUUCUUAUAAGCCCGCGACAAUCUGGCGCACAACGUGGAGCCGAACUCAGGGAUUAAGUUGGAACAUUUAAGAAGACUCCCACAUCGGACUUUGAAAAUGGCGAUGUCAAACGAACAAUUCCAAAUAUUCCUGCAGACCAUCACAGCUUCUAAACAGCGAUCUUUUGCAUCCUGCAACAUCACCUACAGUGGGGAAAAAGACGCGGACGCAGUUGAGGCUUUUAUAGCGGCAGCUUCUACCUUCAAGAAUGUAGAAAAGUUGAGUGACCUCGAUGCGCUUCAAGGACUUCCACUUCUUCUACGGGAUGAAGCAGCGGUUUGGUGGCAAGGCUUGAAAAGCCGAGUGGAAAAGUGGGAAGAGUUUUGCAAUAAAUUGCGUCAUACAUUCGCUCCCCGCAGACCUGCAUUUAUGAUAUAUCAUCAGAUUACCCAUGAGGUCCAGGAAGCUGACGUCACCACUGAAGCAUUUAUUGCCAAGAAGCGGGCAUUGUUUGCAUCACUUCCUCCUCCCGCACUGUCUGAAACGCAGCAAAUAGAUCUGAUAUUUGCGCUCAUACGGCUAGACAUACGAAACCGCAUGCCUCGGGAUACAGUUCCCACGAUAGAUAAACUGCUGGAGACUGCACGGGGAAUCGAAGAGACCUUACAUGAAUACGCAGCAGGUUCACAUGCAAGUGACAUCAGAACUACUGGGAAGAAAGGGAAGGUAAGGUGCAGUUUUUGUAAAAACCCUGGCCAUACUGCAGACGUCUGUCGGAAGAAGAAACGGGCUGAAGGCACUUUACCCAGUAUUCCGAAAGUUGUCUCAGAAGUUGAAACGCAGGCACCAUCUCCUCAUCAACCAAAGUUUUCCUGCUACGGUUGCGGCGCACCUGGGGUAUACAGAAGCAACUGUCCCACGUGUAAGAAGGCGUCGGCCAUUAAGAAGGAGGACUUGAAGUUUUGUGCUAUCAACGUACAGGUAGACUCAGAUUCCCGGCCUGUUGUGUUCGUGGAGAUCGAAGGGAUAAAAGGUACCGCCUACAUUGAUACUUGCGCAAAGAUGAGUGUCGCUUCGUACUCCCUAUAUUUAGAGCUAGUCAAAUGCGGAUGCAAGUUCCAGGAACAUCAAGUCAAUUUGACGCUGGCUGAUGGAAUAAAAAAGAAUCAAGGAGUGCUAAUGUGCAGAGUCAACGUUGUUUUGAUGGGUCGAAAGGUGCAGACGACAUUUAUCGUGCUACCUGGAGCAAAAGACAACCGCACGCUUUUGGGGGUUGGGUUUUUAAAGGAUGCGGGCAUGGUAAUCAACUUGCCGCAGUACACGUGGAAUUUCAUUGAUGAACCAGAAGAGCAAUACGAGCUAUACGCCGAAGAGUUUGCAAUCUUUGAGAGUACGGUCGUCAAUGAAAUAAUGCAGUUGCCAAGCCCAGUAACCUCACUCACAAUGACAGACAGCGAAGCAAGUCCAAGUAUUAAUACCAUACCUCCUACUCCACCACCAACACCUCCACGGAUGGAAAUACCGGAACUUCCGUUAACACCUGAACCUCCGUCAACGCCUAAAAAUCUGUCAGAUGAUAAGGUCACCUACAAACUGGCAUCGAUAGAUUUUGGCGACUCGUCUUCUGUAAGCAAGAAACCACGACUGUUCGAUGGCUAUUCACCUAGUUUCACGGAUUUUAUGCUGCGAGAUGCACAAAUCAAUGUUCACCGGGAAGACAUCGAAUUAUCCCCACAAAGUGCCAAUCUCUUUGACGCCAACAACUGGGACAUACGGAUUGACACAAUUAAUGUCGAAACACAGAGGACAACUGUUCAAAGGAAGCAGCUGAAUGGGCUUCCACCAGAAAACAAGCACGUUUCAAUGCCAAGCCGAUGCAAGCGAACCCUGCAUUAUAAAAGCGAGGCAAGCUCUUAUACAAAAGGAGCAGUUUUGGUCAAGGGGGAGCGUGAAAGCGAACAUCCUGUUGAGUUCGCUAGUCGUCUUCUGACAGCCGCCGAACGGAAUAACAAGCGAAGAAACGCGAAAGACACCACAUGCCUCCAACUGCUGGAUCAUCGUCGGGACGACUUCAGAUCCAGAGGGGGAGACUGUAGCAAUAAUAAACAAAAUGCCCGGACGCUGGAUCCGAACGCCCGGCCCGCGGUACCACGGCUAUGCGUCAAGUGGGCGUGGCCUCCCCGUCAGCGCCGAGUAUUGCCGAGCUCUUCCGAAGCCCGCCGACCGCCGCCUAUAUAACGCAGGGUCCGGCGUGCGCGCAGUCAGUGUUCACUGCGUUCUCAGUCUGCUUCAACCUCUCCAGUUGGACAGCUCUGAGUACCAGUCUUACGCUAGCGCACGCACGGCGACCCGCUCCCUGUGCUGUUCUAGUGUGUGUACGUUUACGAGUGUUUUGUAAAGUUUAAAAUAAAUCACUUAAGUAAA
Molecule: messenger RNA, 2765 nt
Organism: Helicoverpa zea (corn earworm)
Lineage: Eukaryota; Metazoa; Arthropoda; Insecta; Lepidoptera; Noctuidae
Exons: 1
Coding region: 459-2579 (706 amino acids)
Molecular function (GO): nucleic acid binding; zinc ion binding
Source: RefSeq, a predicted model, not a curated record